ACCCGACGUGGGCUCGCCUUGCCCUCGAUUCGUCGAGCACACUGUCUCGCCACCACCCGGCGACGGAUAUGUCGGCGGCGCGUUUCUCGACCGCAUCUGCGCCCAUCAUGAAGCUUGGUCUUUCUGCGUCAUCAGCUUUCCGGAGACUACUCUCAGGCUCUCGUUCUCUCCUCCCCAUCCCGCCCUUCCCUCCCCUCGUUCAAUUCCAAUCCCCACGCAGAGGGCUGUGCCAAGUUGCGCUCGCCGUGAAGCCGGCGGCGGGGGCGGAAUCGGGCCUCAAAGGGAUCGGCGACAGGAAUGCGGCUGAGGCCGUUAAGAACAUUCUCGAAAUGGCAAGACGUUCCUUGACAAGAAGAGAGGUUAUCCAUACAGACUUUCUCACUCCACCCGUUCUAAGGGAGUCUCUUCUUGCACUGGAGAAGCUGGCUGAUGUGAAAGCUGUAGCUCAGGGUGGUUAUCCUGAGGCUGAACGUUGCCGCCUCUCAGUUGGACAUCCAGAUGUCAUGCAAACUGACCCAGAUGUUGUCUCUGCCUUGAGCAUCACGGGGAACUUCAAUUUUGAUGGUUGCUCUCAUGGUGACUUUCUUGGUGCAAUUCUUGGCACAGGGAUUGCUAGAGAGAAAGUUGGAGAUAUUCUAGUGCAGGGUGAAAAAGGGGCCCAAGUCCUUAUUGUUCCAGAACUUACUGAGUUUGUUGUGUCAUCCAUGGAUAAGGUUGGUAAUGUGACUGUGACUUGCACACCUAUACCGUUGCUUGCUUUGGAGUAUGAGCCUUCAAGGACUAAAACAUCCAAAACUGUUGAAGCAUCCUUGAGAGUUGAUGCAAUUGCUAGUGCUGGAUUUAAGAUAUCUCGAACAAAGCUUGUAGACUUGAUCAGCAAUGGGGAUGUGCGAGUUAACUGGGCACCGGUGACAAAAAAUGGAGCCACACUAAAAACAGGAGAUGUAGUUUCUGUUAGUGGGAAAGGAAGGUUAAAGAUUGGGGAGAUAACAGAAACAAGGAAAGGAAAAUACGCAGUCGAGUUGAUCCGCUACCUGUAGGCCGCCAUUGCUGAUGGGCAUGGCUUUCCUCGCUCAGAAGUUCUACUGCUGGUUCGAGAUAUCUCACUACACCGGCACCGAAACCAGCAGCAUUCAUCAAGAAAAUGCUCACAUUCUUGAAGAUCUUACUAUUUUGAUCAUUUUUCCCCCUCGUCUGCUUAAUGCUUGCUGUUUGUAGAUUCUUGUGGGCAGUUAUCGACAGUUAAAUGAGGGUUAGUCAUGAAUCUUUAGCCUCCGAGGAAAGAACUGUUCAUUGUUCUUAUUGGCUUGCUAAAUUCAGUAUUUCAUAUGUUUUAUUUGUUAAACUAAAGAAAUUAUUUUUA
This is a messenger RNA of Zingiber officinale, 1363 nucleotides long. Its product is annotated as putative RNA-binding protein YlmH. The record is from RefSeq and is a predicted model, not a curated record. Gene Ontology annotation, molecular function: RNA binding. Lineage: Eukaryota; Viridiplantae; Streptophyta; Magnoliopsida; Zingiberales; Zingiberaceae. The transcript is spliced from 10 exons. Bases 69 to 1040 code for a protein of 323 amino acids.